GGCCGGGGGAGUCAAAGGAAGCAUUUUUAAAGCUGGACCAAAUUAAGAAGGAUCAUAACCAGCCGAGAUGCCCAUCAGGGUUGAUGACGUGAUGCAGCUGCUGUGCCAUGUUUCCCAGCAGAAGGGAAUGAAAGCUGCUGUGAAACACUCUGGUCGAGGAGCACUGGUGGCGGGUGCAACAGCGUUUCUUGGGGGCUUGAUGGGAGGCCCACCUGGUAUCGCUGUAGGAGGAGCACUUGGUGGAUUGCUUGGUGCCUGGAUGAAUAGUGGACAGUUCAGGCCAGUCCCUCAGAUAUUACUGGAAUUGCCUCCUACUGAGCAGCAGAAACUCUAUGAUGAAGCAAUGGAUAUACUCAAGCACUUAGACUGGACUGAUGUUGUUCAGCUGACUGCUCUCGUAAUGGGAAAUGCUAGUCUCCAGCAGAAGUUGGCAGGAGUGGUGAUGAAUUACCUCUCCAGAGAGCUAAGAGCAGAGAUACAGUAUGGAGAAUAAACCUUUCCAGAGCAGGUUUUUACACUGUAAUGAAUUCUACUCUGACAAUUGUGAUUCUUCAAAAUAGUAAUUACGAGUUAUAAUUAUUAAUUAUGAAGUUAAGCAGAUCUAAGUAUCUUUUUCAUUUUUUUGUUUGUUGUUUGUGAAACUAGUCUUCUGUAUUUUCCUGUUAUGUAAUUAUGACCUGCCAUGUAAUUUUGAAUUAAUGUGCACCGGAAUUGAGUUCAAAAUCACUGAAGGGGGAGUUACACUUCUCAAAUGGUAAUGUAGCACUAGGAGAGGGAAAAAUAAAAAUAAAAUAAAAUAAAGUUGUGUUUUAUCUAGGAGAUGUAAAGCAUUUCCACAAACAGGAUUACAUUUCUUUUGUAAUGGCCCGUAGGUGCCAAAGCAGCAAAGGAACACUGAAGAAUUUUAUCUUUUGAGUCCUACAAAGGAGAGUUAUGAGAAAGUACUUCUAAUGUGAGUUCAAAAAUCUCAAGCCUUUCUUUAUUUUUUGAGAUAGUUUCCCUUGAGUAUUCCUUUCUGUAAGAAGUGAAGCCAAUACCUGAACAGACAAAGCAACAGGAAACUACUGUACAUAAUUAGUUGUUCCUGAGAACAGGAAGGUAUGGCAAGAAGACUAUUAAUAGGGGAGGGGGGAAAUUCUGCCAUUUUUAUACUAUCUCUAGUAUUAGCUUGUCAUUUUAGCAUCAGUUUCCCACCUGAAUGUGAACACCUGAUUCUCUGUUUUCAUUAAAAUAUUCCUAAGAAGCAUCAUAAUGGCCUGUGUUUUGCUUUAGAGUAAAUGAACCCUUUAAGAACUGGGCACUUAAUACCUUAGCCGGUUGUUCACCAUUUGUUUAAAGGCACUUGAGAAACAAGUUUGUAAGUAGAAAAAUGUGCAGAUGUACCUUUUUUUAAAAAAUAUAUACAUAUAUAUAUAUUGGAACAAGUGAAACUGCCCUGAUAGUUUUGUUUUUCCCCUAAAACAAAUAUUUCUCUGUGUGUUUCUCUGAGGUUUAUCAAAGUUGAAUUUUCAGUGAGGAAGCUUUUAACUCGAAAGUCGCUGUUGUAUGCAUUUGAUUAAUUUACUUCUGUAGGUAUAUGUUGUCUUUAGUAAAUACAGUUUAUUUUCCUGCCUGGA
This is a messenger RNA of Oxyura jamaicensis (ruddy duck), 1616 nucleotides long. It is a transcript of the gene C11H19orf12, whose product is annotated as chromosome 11 C19orf12 homolog. The transcript has 4 exons. NCBI's taxonomy places the organism in Eukaryota, Metazoa, Chordata, Aves, Anseriformes, Anatidae. The coding region runs from base 68 to 493 and encodes 141 amino acids. The record is from RefSeq and is a predicted model, not a curated record.